UUGCGGACCAUGUACUCGAUUGAUCGAUCAGUUCACAUCCAGCAUCCAAGUAAAUCGCAUCGUUAAGUGUUACAGUGGCAAGCAGCACAUCAUCCAAUGACCGCAAGAAGAUGCCAUCCAACUGCAUCUCCAUUUUGAUCGUGUUGCUCACGAUCGGCGUCCUCCAUGCUGCAAUUGUACGCCGAGCAACGUCCAACGACCUUCUGCCAAAAAAUGAAUCCAAAGCCCUGCAAGCUUUGGGGCGAUGCGAAAGGCGCUUCCAGGAAUCGCUGGCCAAGCAAACCCACGCAGCUUGGGCGUUUGGAUCCAAUUUGACCGAAUAUAACCAACGAAAAAAGAUCGAAGCGGCAACCGAACAUGCCGCGGUGGCAAAGUCGGUAGCUCUGGAGCUGCAACAGUACGAUUAUCAGUCGUUUCGUAAUGAGGACCUGAAGCGGCGCUUCAAGAAGUUGACGAUGCUGGAAAAAGCGGCGCUACCGGAGGAUAAGUUUACGGAGCUUUUCGAAGCGGUCGCCAGCAUGGAGGCUAACUAUGCGAAGGUCAAGCUCUGCUCGUACAAGGACAAGACCAAUUGUAGGCUCACUUUGGAUCCGGAAAUCACGGAGGUAAUGGCUACCAGUCGUGAUCCGGAGGAGCUGAAGUACUACUGGACUGAAUGGUUUGACAAGGCCGGAAAACCGACGAAGCCAGCUUUCCAGAAGUAUCUGGAUUUGACCAAGGAGCUUGCGAGACUGAAUGGUUUCGAUAACGGUGCCGAGCUUUGGUUGAAAGAGUACGAUGAUCGCACCUUUGAACAACAAGUCGAGAAUGUGAUCGUGCAGAUCAGACCUCUGUAUGAACAGAUCCACGCCUACGUUCGGUUUAAGCUGCGAGAGAAAUACGGACCGGAUGUCGUUUCAGAGAAGGGACCAAUUCCGAUGCACUUACUUGGAAAUAUGUGGGGACAAGUUUGGGAAAAUAUCGCCGACUUUACGACACCGUUCCCGGAAAGGAAGUUACUGGACGUGACCGGAGAGAUGAUUAAGCAGGGCUACACUCCACUCAAGAUGUUCCACAUGGGCGAUGACUUCUUCCAAUCCCUCAACAUGACUAAACUACCUCAGGACUUUUGGGACAAGAGCAUCUUGGAGAAGCCAACCGAUGGCCGUAAUUUGGUAUGCCACGCCAGCGCUUGGGACUUUUUCGCCACGGAUGACGUCCGAAUCAAGCAGUGUACUCGGGUUAACAUGCGCGAGUUCUCCGUCGUUCACCAUGAACUAGGACACAUCCAGUACUAUCUGCAGUAUCAGCACCAACCGGUCGAGUACCGUCGAGGUGCCAAUCCGGGAUUCCACGAAGCCGUUGGUGAUCUGUUGUCGCUGUCGGUUUCCACGCCAAAGCAUUUGAAAAAUAUCGGACUGCUCAAGGACUACGAAGAGGAUGAACAUAUGAAGAUCAACCAAUUUUAUCGAUCGGGUGUCACCAAGUUCGUCUUCCUGCCGUUUGCCUACACGAUGGACAAGUAUCGCUGGAGUCUGUUCCGCGGAGAAGUCGAACCGCACCAGUACAACUGUCGAUUCUGGCAGCUGCGGAGCCAGUUUAGCGGAGUGGAACCACCGGUCCGGCGUACCGAGGAGGACUUUGACCCGCCGGCCAAGUACCACGUGUCAGCCGACGUUGAGUAUCUGCGGUACUUUGUGUCGUACGUGAUUCAGUUCCAGUUUCACAGGGCGGCUUGUCGGUUGGCUGGGCAGUACGUGCCGGGGGAUGCAGAGAAGACGCUGAACAAUUGCGACAUCUACCAGAGCGUUGAGGCCGGAAAUAAGAUCAAGGAGAUGCUAUCGUUGGGUUCAUCGAAGCAAUGGCCGGAUGCGAUGGAGGUUUUGACCGGAGAGCGAGAGAUGAGUGCCGACGCCAUUUUGGAGUACUUCCAACCGCUGCACGAUUGGUUGGUCGAGGAGAAUAAACGUCUGGGGGCACACAUUGGCUGGACUGCGUCUGAUAAAUGCGGAGGGACGAACUUUGACUUUAUGCCGUCCAAGAAGUGAAGGUUUCAUUGUUUUUGCUGAUUUUAAUCGUUGAUUUUCUGUGCUUUUCUUUUUAUAAUUAUAAUUGAACAAUGAGCUUCAGAAAACAUGUCAUUUUUGUCAAUAAAAUAGGGAUGUAAUUGAGGUUUAAACAGGUGUGAAAUUCAAUAAGGACGUUAUUUCCA
This is a messenger RNA of Ochlerotatus camptorhynchus, 2191 nucleotides long. Its product is annotated as angiotensin-converting enzyme-like. Gene Ontology annotation, cellular component: plasma membrane. Lineage: Eukaryota; Metazoa; Arthropoda; Insecta; Diptera; Culicidae. Gene Ontology annotation, molecular function: peptidyl-dipeptidase activity; metallopeptidase activity. Gene Ontology annotation, biological process: proteolysis. The record is from RefSeq and is a predicted model, not a curated record. Bases 111 to 2027 code for a protein of 638 amino acids. The transcript has 9 exons.